Macrosiphum euphorbiae (potato aphid) is the source of this 684-nucleotide messenger RNA. NCBI's taxonomy places the organism in Eukaryota, Metazoa, Arthropoda, Insecta, Hemiptera, Aphididae. The record is from the annotation of a GenBank genome assembly.
AUGAAAAAAUUAAGAACUGAAGAAUUAUUUAACAACUUAAUGGACGAAGCCACAUCAUUUGCUACAUUGCAUAAGUUAGAAGAAAUUAGUUUAAAAGAAGAACGAAUAAGUCGGAAAACAAAAAUGAGUGGUGAAAAUUGCAGAGAUGAAGCCCCCACUAAUGUUAAUAACAAAUUUAAGAUAAAUGUAUAUUUCUACACUCUGGAUAAAAUAAUUGGUACACUAGACAGUCGUUUUCAAUCCAGUCGCGGUAUAUUAACAGACCUCAGUAGACUAUCAUAUGUUCGGAUUAAAGAUGCAGCAAAAGACUCAUUUUUUCCUCCAAAUACAUUUUUAGAACUUCAAAAAUGGCUUCCUGAGAUAAAUGUAAACAAUUUACAAUCUGAAUAUUUGGCUUUUGCAGCAAGCUUUGAAUCUUUGGAAGUUGGUGUUACUAAUCCGGAAAUAUCUAAAAUCUCUGCUCAACAGUCAAACAAUAUUAAUGAGAAUGAUAGUGAAAGUGAAGAUGUAGAAGUUUCUAAUAAAAAUGAUAAACAAUUUGGUUUUGCUUCUCAAAUGGUACAAAUGAUGUGUGGUUACGGUUUAAUGGCUUUGUUUCCUAAUAUAUAUUUAGCUUUUAAAGCCAUGUGUACCAUUCCUGCAUCUUCUGCUUCUGCGGAACGAGUAUUUUCUAAGGUAAGAUAG